Messenger RNA from Oreochromis niloticus (Nile tilapia), 4352 nucleotides. It is a transcript of the gene sec23a, whose product is annotated as Sec23 homolog A, coat complex II component. The record is from RefSeq and is a predicted model, not a curated record. Gene Ontology annotation, molecular function: zinc ion binding; GTPase activator activity. Gene Ontology annotation, biological process: endoplasmic reticulum to Golgi vesicle-mediated transport; intracellular protein transport; COPII-coated vesicle cargo loading. Gene Ontology annotation, cellular component: endoplasmic reticulum exit site; COPII vesicle coat. NCBI's taxonomy places the organism in Eukaryota, Metazoa, Chordata, Actinopteri, Cichliformes, Cichlidae.
UAAACCCUGAGAGGUUAGAGCGGCUCCUCCCGGGCUGUGGGUCAGAGUUUCACUGCGCCGCCCCUCUCGGGUCUGGUUCCGGGAUUUCUGUCGGAGUGAGCCCUCUAUCUGCGUUUCUCCUCUCUGGGUCUUGACGUGGCGGCCGCCAUAUUGUUUUGCUGUGUUGUCAGUGGAGAGCGGCGGCAGCUUCAGCGGCGGUGAGUGUCGUUUACCUGCAGCACGGACUCACCUGGGCCUGGCAGAGCUCCAGCCUCAGCUGGCCUCUGUCGGGCCACCUGUGCGCGCGUCCCGUAACUGUCACCCGUGUGACGUCAGUGUUGCAUUUUGUCGCAGUUAGCCGUUAGCUUGAGUUAGCUGUUGUGUGAUGUUGAGAAAACGGGGCUGACUUCGUGUUUGAGUCCUCGGGUUCGGCUCCAGGUGUGCCGACGUCAGCAGCUACCUGUGCCACACGGCUCCUGCUGUCACACACCUGCAGUUGUCCCACAGGUAGCUGCUGACGUCAGUUUUUUAAGUGUCGCAGGCGCAGCAUCUUUGAUCUCUGACCUGCUGGACUUUAAAUCCUCAAAGGUCGCGCAGAGUCGGUGGGCGCCGGUGAGGUCACGUGUUUAAGAGUGGCACUAUCUUGAUGAUGAUGAUUCAGGGAUGAAGCCUCAGAUUCAGGCGUGACGUUAGAAACGCUCCCAUAGUGAGCCCAGAGGAUCCAGCAGGACCACAGGGACCCGCAGCCCGCCCACCAGACUCUGUUCGGUUUCUGUAGGAUUUUGUGUUCGGCUCGUUUUCUGGAGUAGCAGCUGGGGAUUCAUUUCUCUGAGUUUCCUGCGAAGUUCGGCCUGAGCUGGACUCCAGUGUGAGCAUUAGGACUCUUUCUGGAACUUUUUCAGUUUAAGAGUGAAGUGUUACUGACCUUUGACCCCAUAUCAGCCUGUUUGUGUCGGCAUCAACCAGACGCUAGGGAGAAACUUUUUUUCUGAUUUUAAUUCUUUCUGUUGGUUCGUUAUUAUUAUUAUUGUUGUUGUUGUUGUUGUUUGUGCUUUAUGAAGGUUUAGCAGUGACUCGUUUUUCUGCCACACGUUCAAAGAACAUAAAAUCAUUUCAACGUCACCAUAAAAAUCGAUCUUGCAGGUUCAGGCGCUGCCUGCUGUUUUUCUCUUUUAGUAACUGCUCACCUGGAGCUGUGCCUGUCUUUGGGUUUGAUUUUUUUUUUUUUUUACCUUUGAGACUCACCUGUGUUUAUGUCUAGAAACUAGAACCAGUCAAAAUGUGGGUUGGGGGCACGACAGGUAAAAUUGCUACCAGGUCACACAUAAACACGGACACCCGUUUGAGAUAGCAGGUGUUUGCACCAAAACAUCACUUCAAUCCGAACCAACGUAACUUUAGAAGAAAGUGGGCGGGGCUUAUCCCCACGCUGCCAAUAUCACUGCACUACCCUCACACUGCCACCCACCCCCAUCCCCUCCUCCUCUCAUCAGCUUAUACCCAACAGCGUGACCCCCCCCCACCCCUCCCACUUCCUGGUGUUGCCAUGGCAACCUUUCCAGAGUACAUCGCUCAGAACGAGGAGCGCGACGGCGUCCGUUUCAGCUGGAAUGUGUGGCCGUCUAGCCGGCUGGAGGCGACCCGGAUGGUGGUGCCGGUGGCGGCUCUGUUUACCCCGCUGAAGGAGAGGACCGACCUGCCCCCGAUCCAGUACGAGCCAGUUCUCUGUAGUCGCGCCACCUGCCGCGCUGUGCUCAACCCACUCUGCCAGGUGGACUACAGAGCCAAGCUGUGGGCCUGUAACUUCUGCUACCAGAGGAACCAGUUUCCUCCAUCCUACGCCGGGAUCUCUGAGGUGAACCAGCCCGCCGAGCUGCUGCCUCUGUUCUCCACCAUCGAGUAUGUGGUUCAGAGGGGCCCUCAGAUGCCGCUGGUGUUCCUGUAUGUGGUGGACACCUGCAUGGAGGACGAGGACCUGCAGGCGCUGAAGGAGUCUCUGCAGAUGUCGCUGUCUCUGCUCCCGCCCACUGCACUCGUGGGACUCAUCACCUUCGGACGCAUGGUUCAGGUGCAUGAGCUCGGCUGCGAGGGUAUCUCCAAGAGCUACGUCUUUAGGGGGACCAAGGAUCUGAACGCCAAACAGCUGCAGGAGAUGCUGGGUCUCACCAAACCUUCAGCCGCUCAGGGACGAGGACCUCAGGCGGCGCCACAGCAGUCAUUCAACAGGUUUCUGCAGCCGGUGCAGAAGAUUGACAUGAACCUCACCGACCCUGGGGAGCUGCAGCGCGACCCCUGGCCUGUGACGCAGGGCAAGAGACCACUGCGCUCACUGGGCGUCGCCAUGUCCAUCGCCGUGGGGCUCCUGGAGUGCACCUUUCCCAAUACUGGCGCACGCAUCAUGACCUUCAUAGGCGGCCCAGCGACACAGGGGCCCGGCAUGGUGGUGGGAGACGAGCUGAAGACGCCGAUCAGGUCCUGGCACGACAUCGAGAAGGACAACGCCAAGUUCAUGAAGAAGGCCACCAAACACUACGAGUCUCUGGCCAAUCGAGCGUCCAGCAACGGUCACAUCAUCGACAUCUACGCCUGCGCCCUCGAUCAGACCGGCCUGCUGGAGAUGAAGUGCUGCACCAACUACACCGGCGGUUACAUGGUGAUGGCCGACUCCUUCAACACGUCUCUGUUCAAGCAGACCUUCCAGAGGGUUUUCACCAAAGAUGUCCAGGGAUCCUUUAAGAUGGCCUUCGCCGCCACGCUGGAGGUCAAGACGUCCAGAGAGAUCAAAGUGUCCGGCGCCAUUGGCCCCUGCGUGUCUCUGAACGCUAAAGGACCCUGCGUCUCCGAGAACGAGAUCGGCACAGGAGGAACCUGUCAGUGGAAGGUCUGCGGACUGGAUCCGAGUACCACGCUCGCGCUUUACUUCGAGGUCGUCAACCAGCACAACGCGCCGAUCCCUCAGGGCGGCCGCGGGGCGAUCCAGUUUGUCACGCAGUACCAGCACUCGUCAGGUCAGCGACGCAUCCGGGUCACCACCACCGCCAGGAACUGGGCCGAUGCUCAGACGCAGAUUCAAAGCAUCGCGGCGUCCUUUGACCAAGAGGCGGCGGCCAUCCUCAUGGCGAGGUUGGCAGUGUACCGGGCAGAGACGGAGGAGGGGCCGGACGUGCUCAGGUGGUUGGACAGACAGCUGAUCAGACUGUGUCAGAAGUUUGGCGAUUACCACAAAGACGACCCGAACUCCUUCCGGUUCUCCGAGACCUUCUCCCUGUAUCCCCAGUUCAUGUUCCACCUGCGGCGUUCGCCGUUCCUGCAGGUGUUCAACAACAGUCCUGACGAGAGCUCGUAUUACCGACACCACUUCAACCGGCAGGACCUGACGCAGGCGCUCAUCAUGAUCCAGCCGGUGCUCUACGCCUACUCCUUCAACGGUCCACCUGAGCCCGUCCUGUUGGACAGCAGCAGCAUCCUGCCCGACCGAAUCCUUCUGAUGGACACGUUCUUCCAGAUCCUCAUCUACCAUGGAGAGACUGUGGCUCAGUGGAGGAAGGCCGGCUAUCAGGAUAUGCCCGAGUACGAGAACUUCAAACACCUGCUUCAGGCUCCGGUGGACGACGCCCAGGAGCUGCUGCACACGCGCUUCCCCAUGCCGAGAUACAUCGACACGGAGCACGGCGGCAGCCAGGCUCGCUUCCUGCUCUCCAAAGUGAACCCCUCCCAGACCCACAACAACAUGUACACCUGGGGGCAGGAGUCCGGUGCUCCGAUCCUGACAGACGACGUCAGCCUGCAGGUGUUCAUGGACCAUCUGAAGAAGCUUGCUGUCUCCAGCGCCGCCUGAGGGUGCCAUCGGCUCACCUGUCCUCACCUGUUUGCUUUUUGUUUUCUUGCUGCCUGUGUUUCCAUGGCAACAGUUCACAAACACCAUCAACCAAUCAGGAGCAAGUUUAGAGUUUUACCCUCACAGUGUAGAGAUGCUAUUGUUAAUUGGCCUUUUAAAAAAAAAAAAAUGAAGUUGCAUUUGAUUGGUUGAUCCUCUCAGACAGCGGCAGUGAUAGCUUUCACAAUAAAAGCCUCUGUGUAGCUUUAGUCUGUGCAGCUUUUAAUGUGAAACAACAGCAGGAAGCGGUGGCUGUCGGAAGUUUUUUUUUAUAUUUGGCUAAAAAAUUUUAAAUUGAUUUUAAAAUUUUAACAAGUGAUUUUUUUUAAAUUUAGGAACAGGAAACAGGAAGUGAGGUGUUUUGUUUUUUUAGAAAGCGUGUGAUGUCACUGAGCGCGCGACGCUGCCUGCUUGUGUUUGAACACUAACCGAGAACGAACGCAGAGGUUCACCUCGCCACUGUUCUCGUCUUUCUAAUAAAAUCUGCAGAAUUUCA